CCCCGCAAGGCCCCCAGCUUCUUCCACCCCCCAGCUUAGAGCUCAGAUGGACUACUCUCUCGUGCCAUCUUCCUCCUUCACUGAGCAUCCUCCCUUGAUAGUCCCUGCCACCGGUCCAGAUGCAAGCCAAUACAAGACAUAGAUCGACCCUGCCGAUCUGCGGGCCCGAUCGCAAGAACAUCAAGAGAUCCCAGAUCAAGUUUAUUCGUCCGGCACAGAUGAGCUUGCUCGCUCGAGUGACGUGCUAUCCUCCCUUGGGCCAAGUAACCUGUCGUCCAAGGGGUGCAAAGCCUACGGGGUCCCAGAAGCCUGAUACGAUCAAUUUCACAGUGGUCCUAGAAUCAAGUACCUCAUUCCCCGUGCAGCCAUGGGAUGUUCAAGUAUGGCAUAAUAUCACCAGCUCAGAGUGGACCGCGUCUUCAUUGGCUUAUUGCAGUCCUUCCGUGGCACCCCUCAUGAAUAGCAGCGCGGAAGAAUAUAAAUAUUUCCGUCAUGUCUUCUCCGGGGAAAUUGCUCUUCCUUCAGAUCCUGGAUACGCACAAUUUACGGUUCGGUAUCGAAUCAACCCGGAUGCUGAGUGGCAGUGGGUGAACCAGCAGCAGAGUGUAAGUGACGGAGUCUUGGUAUUUGGCUCGCCGAAGCCGGGGUUCAACUCCUCAGAGUCGACCUCAGCGGAGUUCAAGAAGUAUUUCGAUAGCAUGUCUUCCGAUAUCGAAAUCCAGCCUAAGAAAAGUGAAGCUCCUGGGUCGAAUUUGUGGCAUCUUUCUGGAGAAGCCAAGCCAGCUCGCGAAGGUGCAUCCGGGGACCAGGAGCUGGCUCUUGGGGUGCCAGUAUCAGUCGCGAGGUACUUUGCCUUGGUGCGGAUCUGGACUCCAUGGCUCGGACCAAGGCAUGGACAAGGAAAAUUUGCGUUGACUGAGGAUGCCAUCAUGUGCUCCUUUCUUCGGAAAGAUGGAAUUCAUCUCGUUCUUCUGGGACUGUCUGGAACGGACAAUGUGUUGACGACCUUUGGAUCGGGCGAGAAUGGCGAGGUAGUGGUUAAAUCCCUCAGUGAUAAUACGAAGUCCUCCAAGUUCGAAAUCUUGGCAUCUGCUGCGGAGGAUUUCGAGGUUGCCAUGAGUGCAAUCAUAUACGAGGCACGCAAGCUCCUAAGGCCAUAUGCCGAGCAGGAGGAAUCUGAAACAGUCCGAGCCCCGGUGUCACCACCACCGGAUGACAUCGUUGUGGUCGAAAAGGACGUGAAGGCACAGUGGUUAGCAGAGUGGUACGAUGGCUUGACCUAUUGUACCUGGAAUGGACUGGGCCAGAAUCUGACGGAAGAGAAAAUCCUUCGUGGUCUCGAUUCACUCAAAUCGCAUGGGAUCAAGAUAGCCAACCUGAUUAUCGACGACAAUUGGCAGACACUGGACGAUGCGGACUCGCAGUUCAAGAGGGGCUGGAGGCAGUUUGAAGGAAAUCCCGAUGCUUUUCCCAAGGGUUUCAAGCAAACCAUCGAAUCUAUCCGGCGAAGCCACCCAAACAUCGAGCACAUUGCAGUCUGGCAUGCUAUGCUUGGAUACUGGGGAGGCAUCUCAUCGGAGGGUGAACUUGCCAAGAAGUACAAGACCAAAAGAGUUGAACUCAAAGUGCCAGCUGUAGGAGGCGCUAUCUCGCAUGCGUUUGAGAGAGGAUCAAUUCUAGCAAUUGACCCGGAUGAUGUCCAACGGUUCUAUGACGACUUCUACAGAUAUCUUGCGUCAAUCGGGGUGGAUUCCGUCAAGGCAGAUGCUCAGUUCUUCCUGGAUUUGAUCAAAGAUCCGGAAGACCGGCGGAAUUUUAUAACUGCCUACCAGGACGCCUGGUCCAUCUCCACACUGAGACACUUUAGCUCGAGGGCUAUAUCUUGCAUGUCGAUGUUCCCACAGGCCAUCUUCCAUUCACAGCUUCCAACCAAUAAGCCCACUAUUCCUCUGCGGAACUCGGACGACUUCUUCCCCGACAUCGAAGCAUCCCAUCCCUGGCAUAUAUUCUGUAAUGCUCAUAAUGCGCUGCUUACCCGGUACUUGAACGUGGUCCCAGACUGGGACAUGUUUCAGACAAGCCACCCCUAUGCCGGAUUCCACGCCGCGGCACGUUGUGUCUCUGGCGGCCCGGUCUAUAUCACGGAUGAGCCAGGCAGGCAUGACGUCUCGUUGAUUGAGCAAAUGACCGCUCCGACCAUACACGGGGCAACCGUGAUUCUUCGGCCAAGCCUGAUCGGUCGCGCUAUGGACAUGUACCACGACUAUAACGAGGGCCAUAUCGUCCGUGUAGGUACCUACACCGGCUGGGCACGAACCGGUAGCGGAAUUCUGGGUCUGUUUAAUAUCUCCACUACUGAGAAAUCCACCAUGGUCCACUUGUUAGAUUUUCCUGGCAUCCACCACGAUUCCCAGGGCGAGUACAUCAUCCGCGCACACACCAGCGGCAUGGUUGCCGAGAACUUGCAAGUCUCGGACACGGGCUCACUGGUCUCCGUAUCAUUGCCUCAGAAAGGCUGGGAGAUUCUGACAACGUAUCCUACCCACACGUUCAACAUGAAGACGGAUAGCCCAACGAAGGUGGCGGUUCUGGGCCUAAUCGGCAAAAUGACCGGUGCUGCCGCACUAAUUUACUCCGACAUCUACCUAGAAAACAACGGCCGACUUCGAUUCGAUAUCAGCUUGAAAGCUCUCGGGACUGUUGGCAUCUAUAUGUCGGACCUGUGGAACUGGAGUAUCGAGGAAAACUUCAUGGUCACGAUCCUCGGAAAACCUGUGCCUCGCAACACAGUGUGGAAAGAAGGCGGCGAUGAAGGCAGAGUGCUGGCGGUGGAUAUCCUAGCGGCGUGGAAGGCAAUGGGCUUGCAGGCCGGAUGGAGCAAUGAUGUUCUCGUUGAGAUUUUCGUGGGUUAACGUACACAGUUUAGUCCAAUUAAUCUUGAUCGAGUGAACAGGGCAAUAUGACUUAGAAGCCAAUGAACAUGAG
Molecule: messenger RNA, 2985 nt
Organism: Aspergillus ibericus CBS 121593
Lineage: Eukaryota; Fungi; Ascomycota; Eurotiomycetes; Eurotiales; Aspergillaceae
Product: putative raffinose synthase protein Sip1
Exons: 2
Coding region: 120-2912 (930 amino acids)
Source: RefSeq, a predicted model, not a curated record